Molecule: messenger RNA, 3378 nt
Organism: Linderina pennispora
Lineage: Eukaryota; Fungi; Kickxellomycota; Kickxellomycetes; Kickxellales; Kickxellaceae
Exons: 12
Coding region: 1-3378 (1125 amino acids)
Biological process (GO): long-chain fatty acid biosynthetic process
Cellular component (GO): fatty acid synthase complex
Molecular function (GO): enoyl-[acyl-carrier-protein] reductase (NADH) activity; fatty acid synthase activity
Source: RefSeq, a predicted model, not a curated record
AUGCAGACCUGCACCUUUUCCCUCAACGGGAUACCUAUUGAAAUCCACCACUCUCAUACCACUGCCGCGCUGGAUCUUACUGCCACGUUUAGUCCGUUCAGCCCAGCAACUGACAUCGAGAUACUAGCUGCGUUCGCCACCCAUUGCGCUAAUGCAAACCCCGAUGUGUCAAUCGCCGUGUUCCAGCACAUCCAUAAGACGUACUGCGCAAGCGACAACAUCCAUGUAGUUGUCCAGCAGCUCGCACUUUCCCCGGACCAAGCGCAUACUGUCCUGAAGGGAUACUACUCUGUCUGGGACAUUCUAGAAUCGCAUGGGCUUCUCCCCGACGCCCCCCGCCCAGCACUAUUUUCCGAGGACAAUAUCAGGCUGGUGGCCAUGUUUGGCGGCCAAGACGGUACGGGCCACUAUUUGGAUGAAGCUGCGUUGCUUUUUGACGGUGUAUCGCCCACUUCUCGAGCAUUUUGUCCAGUCUGGAUUUUAUCGCCAGAAACGCGCCCCAAGGCACCGUACCUCGCCCUCUACCCGGUCUCGAUAAUGACGGUGGCUGUUGUUCAGCUCAUGCAUCUGAUGGUCUUGUACAAGACGCUCAGGCUUAGUCCAGGCGAACUUUCUCAGUCAUUUAAAGGUAAGAGCAGCACCGGUGCAAUUGGCCAUUGCCAAGGACUUGCCUUUGCUGCAAUGUUCGCAUCAUUGACUGACGAAAAGUCGUUUUACAACGGAGCAAAGGAAAACGCUUGGAGUCCUAAUGGCUGUCUCUGCAAGCAACCAGUUCUACACUCCCCUGGACGUAGCCCCAAUCCUCGUGAAGGGACACCCUCGCCUAUGGUGGCAAUUCGCGGCAUCCCCCUGCCCAUGCUCAAUGCGCUUCUCGCCGAGUUUAACGAGCACUGCACCAGGCCUUCCGACAAUGUCUUUCUGGCAAUUAUCAACGGCCACGAAAAUUUUGUGGUUACCGCACGUACGUCUCGAUUUGCCGCGCCUGACGACGACCAGUCGCACAGUUCAUUUUUGCAACGCAGGCUGGUCGCUGUAAUCAACUACCUGCCGUCCAAUCUCGUUGGCCACUGCGAGCUACUGGCGUCUUCUGCAGACUGGGCUUACAUGUAUACCGCCAAUAAUGGCUGGCAUCUAGAAUCGAGCGACCUUCAUAUUGCUGUCCACACCGGACCAGAUGGCCAUGAUCUGCGCUCCGACGCUAAUGCCACUCGGGCAGUUGUCGAUGGCUUGACCUAUGCCACGCAUAUAGUCGACUUCAGCCCAGGUGGAGCUGGGGUCUUCGCCAGGCUCACAAGCGCCAUUGUCAACGGUAACGGCACUACAGUCAUCAGCGCCAGCUCACUCUCGGCCGAUUCGCAUGCCCGCUUUGGAUCGAAAUCGGAUCUAUUCCAGUUGCACAUUGGAGAGGCCCAUGAUAAGCGCAUAUGUGUCGAUUCGCCUAUGACGCGUGUCCUACGUUUGCCACCUGUCGUGGUUCUGCAAAACUUGCCAAACGCUGCUGAGGCGAAAUAUGUUGCGGCUAUCAGCAAUGCUGGGUAUCAUGUCGAGCUUUGCUGUGACAGCAUAUUGCGAGAAAAUGCAUUCCGAGACAAGGUGGAUGGCCUGCUGCUGCUUCUUGAGCCCGGCAAAGGAUUCGCGGUCAACCUCGCAUACCACGAUCAAAAGCAAUGGUCUUUGGAUUUUCCUGCUAUUCUUCGCAAACGCCGCGAAGGCAUCAGUGGCAGCACUCCACCGAUUGAUAUCGCUGGCGAAAUCAUCGGCGAAAUCAGCCAUGUCGGCAUUCCUUACAUCGCGUUUAGGGCCGACACGGUAUCAGCCGUCCGCAACAUCAUAAAGAUCGCCAGGCACAAUCCCAAAUACCCUGUUGUGAUUCAGCGUUCAUCCAACGAUCUCCACCAGGUGAUUUUGGAGACGUACAGCGACAUAAGGUCGCUGCCCAAUACUGUUGUAGCUGUUGGCUUGUACUCCAGUGAUGCAGAUGAUAUACUACCUUACAUCACGGGCGAUUGGAGUAUCAAGUACGGUCAGGCGCAUAUGCCUGUCGAUGGCAUCAUUCUUACACCAGCUCUUACUCUUGCAAAAGAGUCGCAAAGUACACGUGCCACCGGAUCAGCCACUGGUGAGGUAUUUGCUGCUGGUCCUAUCAAGGGGGUUCUGCAAAGACAUGGGGAGCCAGACAACUACUUGUCUAUCGUGCCAGCGUCAGAUGCAGGUCCACGAUUUUUUUCGACCAGACACACACAGGCUUACCAGGAGAUACAUGAUUUGGUGUUUUCCAAGCCAGUUGACAGGACAACUGGAGCUGCUUCGGAAGCAUCGUUGUCACACGCCUGGAUCGACCUCAUGUACGACAAGUUGCAGUCGCGUUGGAUUGAUUCUUCGUACCAAAGGCUGUUCAUGAAGGUCAUGGGGCAGAUCGAAGACCGGUUUUCCACAACUCCACGUCCCAGGGUUCUUCAGGGACUCAGCCUUUUGGAAGACCCGUUCCAGAUGAUCCGUGAUAUUAAGGACUGCUACCCCGCUAGUUCGGAUACCGCUCUAGUAUAUGAGGACGUCGAGUUCUUUGUUUGGUUAUGCAAACAGCCUGGAGCUUUGCCAGUGCCAGUUUGUUCCAGUGCUUGGGGUACAAGCCUUGGCCAUGGCAUCCGCGACUCUGCCAUGUACCUGCCCGAGAAUCCGGUGCCCAUUGAGCACUCCUUCCAUGUCGUCAACAAAACGAUUAUUGACUGCAUCUAUUCCAGGUACUAUGGCUCUGAUGCUUCUGCUGUUCCAGAUACCGAGUACUUGGGACCUGAUGUCGAACCUACGCCAUUGCUUCCAUCGACGAUAGGACGCGAAUACACACUCCCUCUGGAUGCGGACCAGAUACCAGAGCAUAUGGUGUGGUUAGAAGCUUUGGCUGGCCCAUCUAAAAGCUGGCUACGAGCGCUACUGACCUCACCUGCCAUACUAAAAGGAACAAGCUGCAAGAGCAAUACUGUCAUGCAAGCUCUUAAGCCAACGCCCGGACAGACAGUUCGAGUUGAACACAUCAAUGGCCACCCUACGAGUCUGGAGAUAUUUAAUCAGGCGGGCAAUCUGGACCUCCAUGUCACUAUUGACAGGGGCAGUGUUAUUACGCUGACAAUCUGCCAUCGUAUUGGCAACCAGCAGCACUGCAUUCCUCUUUUAUAUCGUUACUUGCGGUCAUCAUCCACCACUCAUAUUGCUGAGGUACUGGAAGGACGCGACGAGCUUCACAGGAAUCUGCAAAUAGCGGCACUUGGUGGCGAGCAGCAAAGUACUGUUCUUGGUGUGUUUGAUCCCUAUGACUCCCCUUACACCCAUUGCAUGCAAGCCCUUUGUUGUUACGGAGGCACAUGUUCAGUCAUUUUGUGA